Messenger RNA from Archocentrus centrarchus (flier cichlid), 2267 nucleotides. RefSeq names its product nudix (nucleoside diphosphate linked moiety X)-type motif 2 (gene nudt2). Gene Ontology annotation, molecular function: bis(5'-nucleosyl)-tetraphosphatase (asymmetrical) activity. Lineage: Eukaryota; Metazoa; Chordata; Actinopteri; Cichliformes; Cichlidae. The transcript is spliced from 4 exons. The record is from RefSeq and is a predicted model, not a curated record. The coding region runs from base 130 to 579 and encodes 149 amino acids. Gene Ontology annotation, biological process: AMP biosynthetic process; ATP biosynthetic process.
GUCAUUUUUCACGGAGCGCCCGGACCCAUUUCUCGGCGCGCCGCUCUCUCUUCCUUGUCAAAUCAUUGACUCAGACACCCGGUGUGGUCUCCUGCUAUUUCAGCUCAUCUGCUUCAAGGAAGCAGGAAGAUGGCACUACGUGCCUGUGGCUUUAUAGUAUUUCGCCGUCUAGCCGGCCGCAUCCCUCCACCAGGCAACAUCGAGUAUCUCCUCCUGCAGACAUCUUAUGGGGAACACCACUGGACCCCACCCAAAGGUCAUGUGGAUCCAGGUGAGGAUGACCUCACCACAGCUCUGAGAGAGACCAAGGAGGAGGCAGGGCUGGGGCCAGAGCAUCUGCAGGUGAUAGAAGGCUUUGUUCAUGCAUUACACUAUGAGGUGAGAGGCAGACCCAAAGAGGUGCUGUACUGGUUGGCUGAGCUGAAGGACCCAGGAACUGCAGUGACUUUGUCUGAUGAGCACUGGGACUACCGCUGGGCUCGGCUGGAAGAGGCCUGCGCUCUGGCCCGGUACAAAGACCUGCAGGACACUCUGAGAGCAGCACACAGGCACCUAGAGGUGCAUCAGGGCAAACGGUGAUGUGUCACAGUGCAGAUUAUUAUAAAGGAGAGGAUUAUAGAUGGGAAGUAACUUCCUGCUGGUAUGUGGGACCCUACCUUUUUCUGGAAGACCAUCUAUUGUGAAAACACUGCUUCUAAUUACUUUAACUGAAUGAGUAUGGCUUUCCCUGCCUCGCCUUUCUUUAAAUGCUUUGUCUCCAGAAUCUUAUCUAAGAGGUAGAUUUCCUUCUGGCCAAAAAAUCAGGGAGGAAAUAAAAUCAGCAGUUGAACACUUAUGACAGCACAAAAAUAUGACUGUCAUGUGUAAUGGUAUUAAAUAUAUAAAAUGAUAUGUUUUUGAAUGUAACUAAACUGUAACUCAUACUCAGAGCAGAAAGACAAGGUCAAGGAGAGUCCCACAUGAGUAAUCGAGAAUUUUAAGUGGAGAAUAUGUUUUAGACAAAAUAAAGUUUUCUCUUAUCUUUGAUACUUCCUUAGCUCUACAUCAUUUCUGAAUGGAUUUUGUUAAAGCAUGUAUUACAAAGAUGUGAUGGGAUAGUGGGCUAAAAAUAGAACAGUCAAAUGAAACAGUAAUGAUAAAAAUAAACUGUAAACAGUAGAUGCUGCCACAUGGUGGGGACAAACACUUUUUCUUUUUUUUAUAAAGCUGCACAUUUGGUAUCGCAGGCAUGAAACACUGGAUUACAGCAGCACACGUUACAGGAACUGUAAGUUCAGUCACAGCUGUAAAACAUUGUUUUUAUGGAAAUUGCUGCAAAUAUUGGAUACCAAUUUAUUAUGACGUAUAUCUGGAUGUAUUGGUCAUAGCUUGUACAUAAGAUACUGGCAGUGAUUCACAAUAAAUGUACUCAAAUAUGUCUUUUAAUAGUCUUAUUGGAGUUUUAUGUAUGUACAUGAUUGUGUAUGUAUGAGUGUGUGUUGAUAAUUGUCAUCAGUGGUAAACCGAAGACAAUUUUUCACUAAUGUGGACAAUAAAGUGAUUCUUGAUAUAAGGUAAAUAUAAGGGUAACCAUAUUUUUGAAUGAUCUACUAGCACAGGGAUCCAGACCAAAUCCAGGCCUCGAAGGCCGGUGGCCUGCAGGUUUUAGAUGUGUCCCUGAUCCAACACACCUGAAUCAAAUUGCUGAAUUACCUCCUCAGUAUGCAGUCAAGUUUUCCAGAGUCCUGCUAAUGACUUCUAUAUUUGACUCAGGUGUGUCAAAUAUGUCGAGGCCUGGAUUUGAGGAUCCCUGUACUAGCACAAUGUAAGGCAACGAUGUGCAAACAGAUCUUGUUAUAAGGAUGUGGCUGAUUUUACCAGGUUUCAUUUAUUUGUAUUGUCUGUCCUUUAAUAUGGUAAAGCUGUUUACUGCGAAAAGAUAAAAGCAAAGUCGUUUGAAACAGAACAGCAACAGCUUUCCAACAUUGGUAUUAUGACAAUAAGUUCUACUUUAAAGAUAAUAGCUUUAAAAAAAUAAAAACUGGAUGCAAUUAUAUUUUUUCCAAAGUGUGCGUUUUCUUAAAAGAAAAUGCGAGUAUUAAGUCAAAAAAACAUUCAUCCUCUUUGCUCUUCUGUAUAAGAGCAGUUACACAGUCUGCUCUGGAUUUCAUGCUGCAGGAAUAUUUUAUCAGCCUUUGCUGAAAGGAUAAAAUGAGUCUUUAAGAAAACAAAUGUGUGCCUUCAACUCAUAAAGCAGAAUGGGAGCACUUAUGGUUUUAAUUAACUGU